This is a messenger RNA of Pimephales promelas (fathead minnow), 1083 nucleotides long. The record is from RefSeq and is a predicted model, not a curated record. Lineage: Eukaryota; Metazoa; Chordata; Actinopteri; Cypriniformes; Leuciscidae.
GACCUGAGCGAGAAUAAACUAGGAGACUCUGGAGUGAAAAAACCUCAGUGAUCUACUGAUGAACCCACAAUUCAAGCUGGAGAAACUACAUCUGUAUAGAUGCAGUUUUACAGAGAAACAGAGUCUCAUCCUGACUUCAGCUCUGAAAUCAAACCCGUCACACCUGAGAGAUCUGGACCUGAGCGAGAAUAAACUAGGAAACACAGGAGUGAAGCACUUAUGUGCCGUACUGAAGGAUUCACACUGUAAACUGGAGAGAUUGAGGUUAAUCUACUGUUAUAUGAGAGAUGAAGGUUGUUCUGAUGUGACUUCAGCUCUGAAAUCAAACCCGUCACACCUGAGAGAGCUGGACCUGAGCGUGAAUAAUCUAGGAGACUCAGGAGUGAAAAACCUCAGUGAUCUACUGAUGAACCCACAAUUCAAGCUGGAGAAACUACAUCUGAGUGAUUGCAGUAUUACAGAGAAACAGAGUCUCAUCCUGACUUCAGCUCUGAAAUCAAACCCGUCACACCUGAGAGAGCUGAACCUGAGCUGGAAUAAUCUAGGAGACUCUGGAGUGAAAAACCUCAGUGAUCUACUGAUGAACCCACAAUUCAAGCUGGAGAAACUACAUCUAUAUCACUGUGGCAUUUCAGAUGUUUCUUCUUUAACUCAGUGUUUGACGAACUCAAAAGCUCUGCAGUUUUUAAAAGAGCUUGAUCUGAGAGAGAAUGAGAUCGGAGACUCAAAGCAGCGGCUCAGAGACGAACUACGAGACUCAAACUGUGUCCUGAGUGUAGAUGAAGAUUGAUCAUAAAACAUCAGUGGAUUUCCAUCAAGGUUUAAAUCUGUGAAACGGAGAUGAGGGGAGCAGAAACCAUCAGGUGAUCCACAGAAGAGUCUCACUGCUGUCUAUGAGGAGAUAUACAUGUGUAAAUGUGUUUCAUACAGGUGGAAGAGACUCAGACUUCACUAUUAAAUAAAGCAGCGUGUGUGUUAGCAUGCGUAUUAGAAACAUGUGAUAUUGAAUGAUUAAUGUUGGUUUAUUAUUCAGCCAAAUGAUGGUUUAGUUGUAAUUAAAGGUGGAACAGAGGAAGAAGCUCA